Messenger RNA from Scaptodrosophila lebanonensis, 441 nucleotides. RefSeq names its product keratin, type II cytoskeletal 1. The record is from RefSeq and is a predicted model, not a curated record. The transcript has a single exon. NCBI's taxonomy places the organism in Eukaryota, Metazoa, Arthropoda, Insecta, Diptera, Drosophilidae. Bases 1 to 441 code for a protein of 146 amino acids.
AUGCAUCAACCCACGGUUUAUGUCUUAUUUGCUUUGAUUUUGGCGCUUGGCGAGCACGUGGCAAGGGCUACUCCGGUGAUUGCCAGUGGAAAAGGUGGCGAAAUAGUGCGCAGGGCUCGACACAUUGGCGGAUUCGGAGGGGGUGGAAUCGUAGGCGGUGGCAUAGUGGGUGGCGGCAUUGUUAGUGCGCCAGCCAUACAUUCUGUCCCUGUCGUCUCCAGUGUUCCAGUUAUAACAAGUGUGCCGGUGCUAACGACAAUAUCUACGGUACAAACGGUUCCCACCUACGCCGGCGGAUACGGUUAUAAUGGCUAUGGCCUGAAGAGUGGUGGCUUUGGCGGUUUCGGUGGCUUUGGCGGCGGCUCUUUGCUUGGGGGCGGCAUUGGAUUUGCUAAGUUCCAAGCAAAAGGCUUUGGCAUCGGCGGUGGUUUUUUCGGCUAA